UGGUGUGCGCAAAGGACAUAGGGGACUGUUGUUUGGUCUGGGCUCUUUGGGUGGACUGCAGAGCGGAUGUCCUUUGGAUGGACUUUACGCAGUGAUUUUACGCGUUGGAUGAGGCUCCAGAUGGCUGCAUCUCUCCGGGGCUGACAAGGGGCUCAGUGAGCAGACAGAUGAUUCCUGAAAUGACAGUGGUUUGGGGCUCCCGCAAGAGAAUCCUGCAUUACACUGAGGAAUUAAGUUACCACUACCUCUUCAUCUCAGCUGCUCCGAUGAUGUCAAAUCCAAUUUACAAAGCCAGAGGGCAGAUGUCUGACCCACAGUGCAUUCGCCUCAAACAUCUCAUCUUUUCUCAUCUAUCAGGCGGUGCGGUGAUGGAGAUUUUUCACAAGGGCAGAGACCGGGAGCGUCCUCUCGUCUAAUCCGGCGGAUGAAAUGUAGCGCCGCUCGUCUGCGUGACAUACAUGCGUGCUCCCCAACACACGCAUGUCCAGGGAUGGAUCUCAUGAACUUCACGACGGUCAUCGACAGCGGGUUUCUGGACGACGCGCCAUCGAGCCGGGUCCUCACCGGCUGCUUCCUCUCCCUGCUCAUCCUCACCACCUUGCUGGGGAACACGCUCGUCUGUGCGGCCGUCACCAAGUUUCGACACCUGCGCUCCAAAGUCACAAACUUUUUUGUGAUCUCACUGGCCGUGUCGGACCUGCUGGUGGCCGUCCUGGUGAUGCCCUGGAAGGCGGUGACGGAGAUCGCCGGAUUUUGGCCGUUCGGCUCUUUCUGUGACACCUGGGUGGCUUUUGAUAUCAUGUGCUCCACCGCGUCCAUUCUGAACCUCUGCGUGAUAAGCCUGGACCGCUACUGGGCCAUCUCCAGCCCAUUCCGCUACGAGAGGAAAAUGACACCCAGAGUGGCCUACGUGAUGAUCAGUGUGGCCUGGACGCUGUCGGUCCUGAUUUCUUUCAUCCCGGUGCAGCUCAACUGGCAUAAGGCCCAGGCUAAACCCUACACCCCUCUCGCUGGGUCCUCUGUCUCUGUGGGACCAAAUGCUACAUCCUACCACGGCCCCGAGAACUGCGAUUCCAGUCUGAACAGGACCUACGCCAUUUCCACCUCCCUCAUAAGCUUUUACAUCCCCGUGGCCAUCAUGGUGGCGACGUACACUCAAAUAUACCGCAUCGCCCACAGACAGAUCAGGAGGAUUUCUGCCUUGGAGCGGGCGGCCGAAAGUGCCAAAAACAGACAUGACAGCAUGGGCGGGGGCUCGAGCAUCGCCGAGUCUGAGAGUUCCUUCAAAAUGACUUUCAAGCGGGAGACGAAGGUGCUGAAGACGCUGUCGGUAAUAAUGGGGGUGUUUGUGUGCUGCUGGCUCCCAUUUUUCAUCCUCAACUGCAUGGUGCCCUUCUGCGAGCAGUCAGGCGGCGGGGCAGCGUUCCCCUGCAUCAGCCCCACCACGUUUGAUGUGUUCGUGUGGUUCGGCUGGGCCAAUUCCUCCCUCAACCCCAUCAUCUAUGCCUUCAAUGCCGAUUUCCGCAAGGCCUUCUCCAUUCUGCUGGGCUGCCACAGACUGCAUCCAGGAGGCCACAACAUAGAGACGGCCAGUCUAAACAAGAAGUGACUCACGGUUCUCUCGUAGCACUGACUCAUCCCUUAAUUCCAAGAGUCCGAGAGUUCCUGUUGCAGCCGGUCUCACCGACGUCGAAUGAGGAUGCCGCUCUCUUUGGUGACUCUUGGUGGAGUGAACCCCUGUCUGUACCUGCGCUUGCGUUAGGUGAGAAGCCUGCCUUUGAACGAACCGCCACACUCAGCCUCACCAUAUCCAAAUGGGCAAAGCUCCCAUAAGAGCGGUGGGGAUUUGGAUUGAGAUUAAGACUCUCCGUUGUUGUGCCAGGGAUGUGGGAGUGCAGCGGUUGCCGACACACUCAUGGGAUGGAUAAUCCCACCCUAAUGCCGUCACACUCUGCUAUCUUCAAUAGCAUCAAACACACUGAGACACAAAAACACUGUCAAAACACGCUCCUUCAAACUCAACGUAACCGUAGUGCCCAGCAUGCACACCACAACAAAUUACAAGGCCGCACACAGCAACACCGUUACUCAUUACAUUAAAAUUCUGGGCUCUGAAAGGACUCCUGCGGUUCAGUGUCAAACCAAAUCAUGCAGAAUAUGUGGUGGCUGCAGACAAAAUACAUUCACCGCUGAAUUAAUAUCACAGCAAGAGAGAAACCGGAUUUGAUUCGCGGCAUAAAUGUUUAAUCAGGAAACUGGGAGAAGGCGACGUUUGGAAAAAUGUAAUCUGUGAUGUUUUGGAAAUAGUAACAUUGUGCUGACGUGGAAAAGAAAACAGCUUAAAGUGUGUUGCUGAUUUGGGUUCAGAGUUGUGAUCUAUAUGUCAUCCAAAUGUAAACAAACCAAAUUUACUCAUGAGACACCACGAAAAAUGUGUUUUUUUUUUAGCUGAGUGUGUCAUAUUUACUGUUUGUGUCCUGUUUAUUUCAUACACAACAGCUGAUUACUCAGCUUACUUGAAAAAAAUGAUAAAUACUACAAACACAAAUUUUGCCGGACUUGUUUUCAGAGUUCAAACAGAACUGUAAAUCAUUCUGUUAUAUUUGAAUUGAUUCCAAUUUAAAGUGAAUUGUUCAAAGUUUGGUCCUUGUCUUUCAUGUG
This is a messenger RNA of Salarias fasciatus (jewelled blenny), 2661 nucleotides long. It is a transcript of the gene drd1a, whose product is annotated as dopamine receptor D1a. The transcript is spliced from 2 exons. Gene Ontology annotation, cellular component: plasma membrane. Gene Ontology annotation, biological process: G protein-coupled dopamine receptor signaling pathway; positive regulation of MAPK cascade; adenylate cyclase-activating adrenergic receptor signaling pathway. The record is from RefSeq and is a predicted model, not a curated record. The coding region runs from base 425 to 1609 and encodes 394 amino acids. NCBI's taxonomy places the organism in Eukaryota, Metazoa, Chordata, Actinopteri, Blenniiformes, Blenniidae. Gene Ontology annotation, molecular function: G protein-coupled receptor activity; dopamine neurotransmitter receptor activity, coupled via Gs.